ACGGAUAGAAGGGAGCUAACUGUUGUAUAGCAAAAUAUUAAAACAGAAUUGCGUCCUAACCAAGUUUCUGCUUCAACGUGAAACCAGUGGAUUAAACAAAUCUCGACAUUCACUUACAUAUAUCAUGGCCAGUGCAAGUGGUGAGAUCUCCAGUGACAAGUUGAUAGAUCUCAGGGUUGUGGAUCUCCGCAGUGAACUGGAGAAACGAGGUCUGGACAAGACUGGAGUAAAGGCCGUGUUGUUGGAACGUUUAGAAAAGGCUCUGAAAAGUGAUGAAAAUCAUAAAGAUACCGAAGGAAGUGAAGAGAAAUCAGACAAUUUAGCUGCGUUAGUAAACGUUGAGGCUUUCUGUGAAGAGAAAUAUCUGGAAGAAAAUCAGUCUACUGAAGAUAUUAUUAAAAACGAACAUACUACAGACAACAUGGAUGAAAAAGAAUCAGAGACAUCUAAUGUGGCAUUAACAGAUGUCUUCUUAAACACUACGAAUACAGAUGGGUACUCUUUGAUCCCUGACAAAACUUCUGUGGAAGACCUUACUGAGGAUCGACUGCUUUCAAGCGAUACCAAACCAUCAGAUAUGUUGACAGAUAACACCUUUGAUAAAGACCAGUUUAAAGAGGAACUACCUAUAUCUUUAGAUACGGACAAAGACACUUGUACUGAUCUGCAGGAAGAGCCUGGUGGACCAUUAAUGGAUACCACAGCGCCUCCAGAACAGUCAUCUUCGUCAGCGGAGACAAAUACUAAAGAAGAAAAGAGUGAAAUGUCCUCAUCAACAGAGAAUGACACAAAAGAAGAAAAUAAUGAAGAAAAGUCCUCGUCAGCAGAGAAUGAUAAUAAAGAAGAAAAUGAAGAAAAAUCCUCGGCAGCAGAGAAUGAUAAUAAAGAAGAAAAUGAAGAAAAAUCCUUGUCAGCCAGUGUGAAAAGCACAACUCCAUCUCAAAAAUGUAAUGAACUGAAAGGAGAUAAGGUGGCCAAAACAGCUCUUUCGGACAAUUUACCUUCAACACCGAGUGUUCCACAUAAAGUUCCAUUUGCAUUAAAAGACACAGUCAGUAUGGACACUUCCACCACUCAACAGGGUGAAGAAAAUGAAUCACUGAUUGUACAUGUUGAUGAUACACAGAAUGAUUUAGAUGCUGAUCUUGUGGCAUCAAAGGACAAAGUGCGUGGCAAAACUGAAGCGAAGAAAACAGAUGGAAGCAAAGUUGAAGAAAGGGCUAAAGGUAAAACAGAAGGAGGGCAAACUGAGAAGAAGGCUGAUGAAAAGAAAGAUGAUAAAGAUGUAAAGUCGAAGAGUUCUUCAGCUUCUAAACCCAAAGUUAUCAAGAAUAUCACAGGCAAUGACCAAAACAGUCGGAAUUUGUGGGUCAGUGGUCUUGCCACAAGCACCCGUGCUACAGACCUUAAAGUGCUUUUUACCAAAUAUGGCAAGGUUGUUGGUGCCAAAGUAGUGACAAAUGCACGAAGCCCUGGUGCUCGAUGUUAUGGUUUUGUAACUAUGUCUUCUUCACAUGAAGCUUCUAAAUGUAUUCAACAUUUUAAUCAGACUGAACUGCAUGGCCGUAUGAUAUCAGUUGAAAGGGCUAGAAGAGAACCUAACACUAAAGCACCAGUAACAAAAGCAGGAGAAAAAAAAGUAGAAAAGGCUGAAGUAAAGAAAGAUGAAAAAAAAGAUGGUGAUAAGAAAGUUGAGAAGAGAGAAUCAAAGAAAGAUGAUAAAAGCAGGAGAACGUCCAGCAGAAGAGAUGACAAAAGACAUAGUAGCAGGAGCAGCAGAAGUCGUCACAAAAGCUCAGAUAAAUCUCAUGCAACUACACCAAAUAAGAGUACAGCUGAACCAGCUACAAAAGAAGGCUCUGAGAAAGGUGCAGAGCCUGCGGCAGCAGCAGGCGCCAAGGAGAAAGCUCCCAGUACAACAAAACCUAAACCACGAGGGCCUGGUGACCCUUCUGUCAAGAAAGAGAUUUUAUCAUUUGAUGAAAUAAAAGAAAGAGAAAGACGGCGUUCACGUCAGAGACAAAAAAAUCGUAGGGUACAGGAUAAGCGUCGGUUGAAAAAUCUUGGCCUGGCUCGUAUGCGUCAGCAGGAUGUGGUAUGGAAACAGAAGGAGGAGGCGAAAAGAUUGGGAAAAGUUAGAGAGAACAUAAGAUUAGAGAAAAUGAAAUUGGAAAAAAUGAAACUGGAAAAAGAGAAACUGUUAAGAUACAAAAUGGAAAAAGAACUUCUUGAAAUAAAAAGGCGUGAUGUAGAGAUGCAUUCAGCUGAGAUGUUACGGUUAGAGAGAAUGAAAUUGGAGAAAAUGAAGCUGGAGAAAGAGAAAUUAUUAAGAUACAGGAUGGAAAAAGAACUUCUGGAAAUGGAAAGGCGUGAUGUAGAGAUGCGGUUAAAUGAAAUGAGACAUCCUGCAAAAAGACCUCAUGAUCGAAACCGUCUUCGUGAUGAACUCUGGGACGAACCUAAACGAUCCAGGAUGAUCGGUUCUGGCAACCACUCUAGAUUUGAACUUCCAUUCCAGAAUGAGUCACGCUAUAAUGAAUAUGAGAACACUGAUUAUGGUAGAAGGGACAGUAGAUCUUUGGAAGGUGGAAGUCGCUAUGAUGAACGUAAAGAAAGAGAAAUGAUGCGAAGGGAAAUGGGUCCUUUCCGAGAUAUUCGGGUCAGAGAUGAAAGACGAACUGAAGACCGUUCUCGAACAGAUGAAAAACUCAACAGGAUGCCCUUUGAAUUAAGAAGAGAUAUGGGACCAAGUGGAGAGCCUGAUAAAAGAUAUGUUGGUUCCGAUCGAGGACGUGAUAAUGACCGACGAAGUAUAUCAGCUCACAAUAGAUUGGGCAGGGUGAGAAAUUCUUUUGGUGGUGGACCAGACCAGAGAUCUUCUUGGGGUUCUGGCAGUGUAGAUAGGAAAGUGGACAACUGGUCCCACAUGCAUGGAGACAUGGACCAACCCAGUGAACCAUGGCUUGGUGACCCCAUGGAGAAAACGGGGCGUGAUGCCAGUGGGGCAUUUGUAGACAAUAGCAGACCCGGUAAUAGUGGUGGGAUGGGGCAGAACUUGGGAUCUGGUAACACAUUUGGCAACUCUCAGUCACAUAGUGGGAUCAUGAUGGUUACACGUGGUGGUGGAGGUGGUAGUGUCAGUAAUACGAGUGGACGUAUGCAAGAACCUCGUUUUGAUGCUUACAGUAUUAUGGGAUCUAUGUGAAAUCCAAACUGAGGACUAAAGUGUGAAGUCAUGGUGAGGUGUUUGAUUUUAGAGGUGCAGAAGGUCUCUGAGACAGAUAAUAAAACCCUGCCCUCCAGCCAAUAUAUCAUCCACAUCCUGCAUUCCAUUUGUCACGUAGUGCUUGGUUGUUGGACAUCCAAUCAUAUUUCUGUCCUUCCAUAUUUUAAUGCAUGCACACACACACACACACACAUUGUCUUCUCCCUAUCUCCACUCUACUCCCUCUUACAUUACUGUCUUAAUAUAUUUAUUUCCUUCAAAUUUGUUGCUAUAUUUUAUACUGUUAUUCCUGACACACACACAUUUCCACAGUUGUUAUAUAUUAAUGAAAGAGGAGGGAGAGGAGCCCAGAUACAUUGUAUUUACCAAAGUGGGGGAGAGAGGAAGAAGAGCAACCACAGAAUGUAAUAAAGAAGUGAAAAGAGACCACAUAGAAUGUAAUAUAUGGAGAAAUAAAUUUUAUUCACUAUAAAACAAUC
This is a messenger RNA of Octopus sinensis (East Asian common octopus), 3705 nucleotides long. Its product is annotated as scaffold attachment factor B1. The transcript is spliced from 22 exons. Bases 125 to 3205 code for a protein of 1026 amino acids. Gene Ontology annotation, cellular component: nucleus. Gene Ontology annotation, biological process: regulation of mRNA processing; regulation of transcription by RNA polymerase II. Gene Ontology annotation, molecular function: RNA binding; sequence-specific DNA binding. The record is from RefSeq and is a predicted model, not a curated record. NCBI's taxonomy places the organism in Eukaryota, Metazoa, Mollusca, Cephalopoda, Octopoda, Octopodidae.